Papaver somniferum (opium poppy) is the source of this 975-nucleotide messenger RNA. RefSeq lists its product as uncharacterized. The transcript has a single exon. NCBI's taxonomy places the organism in Eukaryota, Viridiplantae, Streptophyta, Magnoliopsida, Ranunculales, Papaveraceae. The coding region runs from base 1 to 975 and encodes 324 amino acids. The record is from RefSeq and is a predicted model, not a curated record.
AUGAACCAAACCCUGUUAACUAAGUGCCUAUGGAGAUAUGGAAAAGAGAAAUCUAGUCUAUGGCGCAAAAUCAUCCAAGAGAAGUGUCGAGGUGAUGAAGAGGCAUGGACUGCUCCACAAACAAACCAUACUCAAGGGUGUGGGUUAUGGAAAAAUAUUCUGAAGCAAUCAAAAUUUUUGAAAAGUGGGACUAAGCAAGUUGUAUCGAGUGGUAAGAAUGUUCGUUUUUUGGAAGAUAGUUGGAAAACAACACAACCCUUGAAGGAGCUCUUUCCUAAAAUUUGGAGAAAGUCGAGCAAGAAAGGAAGAGUGAAACACAGAAUGGUGAACAUAAAUGGGUUGCAAACUCCAUCAUGGGAUUUAGGCUUUAAAUCGGGUUUCAGAGAAGAAAAUAUAAGUGAUGUUGCUGCGCUCAUUGAAACUAUUGGGGAUCCUAGCAAUUUAGGAACAAAAGAAGAUACAAAGUCAUGGACUCCGGGAAAAAAUGGAGAAUUCUCAGUUUCUUCUUGUUACGAAAUGAUUGAUGGACAACAACAAUUACUAGGACAAGCUCAAGCUCAAGCAAGACAAUGCAGAAUGCCGUCGAAUUACAUUUGGAAUUCAGCCAUCCCAACGAAAGUGUCAUUUCUAGUUUGGGCUGCAACAAUGAAUGGAUCACCAACUAUUGAUCGUUUACGUCGAAGAGGGAUGGCAAUCACAAACAUCAGCUGUUGUUUGUGUCAUCAAGAACCCGAAUCAAUUUCACACAUCUUUAUUCAAUGUGAGUUUGCAAAGAAGGUGUGGGGUCAUUUCUUAAACUUGUUGGAAAUUAGAUGGAGGCCUUCAGAUUCAUGUAUGGAUUUCAUUGUGUCUUGGAAGUUGAAAUUCAUGACCGAACCAAGGGAAUUUCUAAAUUCUGUUUGCCUUUCGCUAUAUGGAAGCAAAUCUGGGAGGAAAGGAACGAUAGAGUUUUCCGCAACAAGGAAAAAACAGUAG